Molecule: messenger RNA, 4099 nt
Organism: Acanthopagrus latus (yellowfin seabream)
Lineage: Eukaryota; Metazoa; Chordata; Actinopteri; Spariformes; Sparidae
Gene: b3galt8
Product: beta-1,3-galactosyltransferase 8
Exons: 1
Coding region: 336-1295 (319 amino acids)
Cellular component (GO): membrane
Molecular function (GO): N-acetyl-beta-D-glucosaminide beta-(1,3)-galactosyltransferase activity
Source: RefSeq, a predicted model, not a curated record
AAUACUAAUUAGCCUAAUAUCUAAUGAUUGUUGCGCCCGAGAAUAACAAUAAUAAUAAUUACUAUGCAGUGUUAAGUCCCACCUUCUGUCAUAAAUGUGUAAAGUCCACCAAUCACGACGAGGCUCUGACAGUCUCUUGAUGCAGACCUGCCUCUCUUUGGUUGGGCUCAGUCGAUACCGUAGCACUCGCCGUCUUUGGCAGCUAUCCAUUUCCUGGUUUUUCCUGCUGGGAGUGGCCACCGGCCUCCGGACAGGAAUGCUGUGUGACUUCCUUGUUUUUACUCUUUCAUGUCGGAGCUAGACCGGGACGACAGAGUGAACAGGACACUGACGCAAUGAGGAUAACUUAUUCGUGGAGGUUAGUGAAGUUACUCGCGGUUUCAGCUGUGUUCGUCCUGUCUGCUCAGAUUUUAAGCGUAUCACUGGGUAAACACCCGUCAAAGCCGAGCCCCCUGUCCGCCGAGGAGUACAGGCUCAUAUCCCCUGAGACAUACCAGUAUAUUCUCAACCAGCCUGCCGUAUGCAAGGACAGUAAACCUUUCCUGGUUUUUAUGGUCCCAGUUGCUCCUCUGGAAGCAGCAGCAAGAGAGGCUGUCAGGAAAACCUGGGGUGCUCCAAGUCAGGACAGCCUCACUCUGUUCUUCGUGGGGCUUCCUGAGGGGGGCCAGGUGUCAAGCAUCCAGGACGCGCUGGAGGAAGAGAGUAGGAAACAUGCAGACAUCAUCCAGAUGAACUUCCAGGACAGUUACAAGAACCUGACUAUCAAGACCAUGAUGAUGAUGAACUGGCUGGCAGUCCACUGUCCAAAUGCCUCCUACGCCAUGAAGGUGGACUCUGACAUCUUUGUGAAUGUCUUCUACCUCAUCAGACGCCUGAGGAGCUCCCCCAGGCAGGGCUUCAUCACAGGGUCCGUGAUAGCUGAUGGCAGACCGAGGAGGGAAGCUAACAGCAAGUGGCACGUGUCAGAGGAGUUGUAUCCCGAGGAGAGCUUCCCUCGGUAUGUGUCUGGAGCUGGCUAUGUCUUCUCUGCAGACCUGGCCUCCAGGAUCUCCUGGGCAUCCAGGUUUGUCCAGGUAAUCCCCCUGGAGGAUGUCUACAUAGGGCUGUGUCUGCGUGUGCUGGGUGUGGAGCCUGUGUAUUCCCGCAGCCUGCUGACUCUCAGGAACCUGUUUGAAAUCAGAAAGCUGAAGUACGACAGGUGCACUUUUGCCAAACUGGUCAUUGUUAACGGCUUCAAUCCAUCAGAGCUGUUGCACAGUUGGCAAGACUUCUCUAAAGGCUAUAGGAGCUGCUGACAGCAAACAUUACUAAGCACGAGAGCUUGAAACAAAGUUUCACAUAAUGAAAUAAACAAUUUGCGUGCAGGAAAGAAAGCCAUGUGACACACAGCCAUGGGGGUGUUCAGGUUGAAGGGGUUGGGGAUGCAACUUUUAGUUGAAUAGUACUAUUAAUCUAGUUAUACAUAAACAUAAACAGUUAUGGAAAGAAAGUAUUGUCUGUUAAUUAUCAGGAAACUUGAACUCAAUCAAUUUGUCAAACAGCAAAAAAAUAAUUGACAACAGUUUUGAUUAUCAAUCAGUCCUUUAAGGCACUGGCUUCUAACUGGUCCAGGCCACCUACUGAGCUAAUGAGACCGGACAUAGACAUUUUGACAUGUAAUGAUAACAAAAGCACAGGUGGAGUUACUAAAAUAAACAGUGGCUGAAUCCCAUUUUGCUUAUUCAACACAUUUCUGCUACACCGAUAAGAUUUCCCUUUCUCUUAUUUCUCAAAUUUUCCUCUAUGAAGAUCUAAAGACAUUCAAAUGAAUCAGCCAAGGUUACAUUACUCUCUACACAUAAAGGUGUGUACCUAUAAAUGCCCAUAUAAACAAACUGUCUGUCACCUGUGGGCAAAAGUCAGAUGCAGGUUAAAACAGCUAUAGACACUCAGACUUAUGCAACCUGUCACAUGUGAGAAGGCACAGUCUUAUUUUUAGGGUCACAACCCUAAAGGUUGGGAACCAAGUCAGACCUCAGGCAAUAAUGCAGGAAAUGUGUCGGUACCAGCUUCUAAGAUGUGAGACUGUAACUUUAAUUUAAUCAUAAACUUAAUAUAUUUGAGGUUUGGACAGUUGGUUGGAUGAAAAAUGCAGUUAGUAAACAACCAUGAUCAGGCUCUAGGAAAUAGACAAUAAUCACUCAUUUAAAUAGACUAAAUGAUUAGUUCAGAGAAACCAUUGACACAUUAAAUGAAAGACUGCAAUUAAUUUUGGAUUAUUUUCUUGAUUACAUAAUGCAUUUCAGAGAAAUGCCCACCACAAUUUCAUAGUUGACUCUAUUUAAUAUAAUUUCUUUAUUGAUAUAUUUUGAAAAUAACAUCUGAACACACAUACCUCAAUACCCACAGCCUGACAUUCUCCAUGUGUUUACAAGUAGACAUGACAUGAAGUGUCUUGUUUUAUCUCACCAACACUCCAAACCCUAAAAUAUUCAGAUUAUGGUCUCCAGAAAGCAAAGAUAUCCUCAUAAUUGAGAAGCUGAAAACGAAAUAAUAUUUGGUUAUCAAAAGAAUUGCUGAUUUAUUUCCUGUUCAUUUUCAUUUUUAAGGGACUGUCAGGGAAUUUAACAACUCGGUCACUUUUAGAUGGUAAAGAAAGAUUGCUCUUAAGUAAUUAGUGGAUCAAUCGAUGAAAACUUCAAUCAGUUGAAUUUUCAAUUUUUUACAGGAUUAAAAACAAAAUAUGCUGAAACCUGUUUUCAAAUAUGCGAAUUUGCUGCUUUAUCCUCUUUGAUAUCAUUGUGAAUUGAAUAUCUUUGUGUUUUAGGUUUUGGUUGGAUAGAAAAAGUGAUGGGAUAUUUAACCAAUUGCCAAUUUUGCCACAUUUUAUAGACAAAUCAGUUGAUCAAAAAUCUAUAAAAUGUUAGAAAACAGUAAAUAAUUACCAUCACAGUUUUACCGGAGUCCAAAGUGAAGUCUUCACUUUGCUUGCUUAAUCUGAUCAACAGUCCAAAACCCAAAGAUGAUCAGGUUACAGUAACAUCAGAGAUGUUUGACCUGUGUGGUCUGUGGAACUAUAUUUUUCUACAUGACGCAAAAAUGCAGCAAAUCAUCAUCAACAAGAAGCUGAGUGUUUGGCACUUUAUGCUUGAUAAUGGACUCAAGCCAUUGAUCAAUAAAACAGUUGUAGAUUAUUAAACAGUAGAUUAUUUGUCUGUUGUUAUUUGAUCAAACAGCUGUAACAGAUAAUUAAAAUAACUCUUAGCUGCAGCCUUAAAAGUAUGUAUGUUGCGACUUCUGUCACAUGCAGUUUGCAUUUCAGUCUUACCAGAGAGGAAGCAACUCUCCCUGAAGUCAGUGACUGACCAGACAUUUACUGCGGCACUCACAGUGCUUUAACUUCUUUAUCCUGAGUGCCGAAAAAGUUAUGUCAAUUUAACUACUGUAGGUCCUUCCUACAGGUGACUACAUGACAUGCUGUAUUCUCAGAAUAUGCAGUUUACACCAAAGACUAUUUGGAAAUACAUCAGUUUUACUGCCAUUGUACUUGUUCGUUGGUAAGUGCCUGAUAUGUUUGCUGUCCACAUGUGCAGUCUAGUACAUGAAGCCAGCAAACAUAGUGUUUAUAAAACAACAUAAAAGAUCAGCUCCCUACAUUGCACUACUACAGCAUAAUACAAAGAGCUUCACAUAAUAAAGACAUUACAGAAUAACCUGCAGCAUAUAUAUCGGAUUAGUGUGCCUAUUUAUUCAUAGUGUGCCCAUGUAUAUACAGUAUGUAUCGUAUGACAGUGUGCCUAUGUAUGUACAGUAUGUAUUGUAUGACAAUGUGCCUAUGUAUGUACACUAUGUAUCAUAUGACAGUGUGCAUAUGUUUGUACAAUAUGUAUUUUAUGACACUGUGCCUAUGUAUGUACAGCAUGUAUCUAAUGACAGUGUGCCUGUGUAUGUGUGUUGUAGCUGCACAUGACAACCAGGUGGUGACAGUAAUGUGCCAGCAGAUGACAUGGAAGUUACACUUGAUUUUGCAGAUGGAUAUUGCUGUUCAUUCAGUGCCUAAUGUGGACGUAUACUCCACUACUACUAAAUGAUAAAUAUAAAGAAUUUUGCUCUCAGAAUA